This is a messenger RNA of Aspergillus oryzae RIB40, 678 nucleotides long. RefSeq lists its product as uncharacterized. NCBI's taxonomy places the organism in Eukaryota, Fungi, Ascomycota, Eurotiomycetes, Eurotiales, Aspergillaceae. The record is from RefSeq and is a predicted model, not a curated record. The transcript has a single exon. The coding region runs from base 1 to 678 and encodes 225 amino acids.
AUGGCAGACUCGGAUGUCUCUCACCAAAUCACUAGGCUCAUCGAGGUCACAGAAGGCAUCGUCGAGGCGUAUAACCCGAUCAAAGACCUCCGUGGCCUACCCGAAGCCUUCCAGGAAGUGAACAACCUCCUCCCUUUUAUCAGACAAAUUCUUCGAGAUGCAAAUCGUCCGAGGAGGAGAAUCCUGUCCGUCAACGACGCUGAGGCGCUGAAAACAGCCCUGUGUAGCUGCAGUGAGAAGGCUAAUAGGCUACUGGAGAUUUUCAAGAAGAUCGUGAAGAAGACAAAUGGCCAAUACAGCUCUUCCGUGUACCGGGCAAUUGUUAUUCAGCACGGCAAGCAUCGUGUCGAAACGCUGGCGGAUGGCAUUUUGCAGGAUUUAGGAGCCCUUGUGGCGCACCACAUAUUCUCGGCAGACAUGCAGAGGCAAGUCGAGUUGUUAGAGAAUGCUCGAGAGACGCUAGCAAAAGUGUCUCCAUCACUCACGGACUCCGAUCCGGCCGAGCAACCCCGUGCUGUCGCACAGUAUGGGGAUUAUAGUCGCCAGUAUAAUCUGCUCGGCGAGGGUGGUCAGAGAAUCGCCGAUGGCCACUAUUUCGAGGCACAGGGAAAUCAGAAUUUUGGCAUGUUCCCGCCGAAGAGCUUUAUGGAAAGCUCUGAGAUCGCUGCAGGUCAAUGA